Molecule: messenger RNA, 907 nt
Organism: Calliphora vicina (urban bluebottle blowfly)
Lineage: Eukaryota; Metazoa; Arthropoda; Insecta; Diptera; Calliphoridae
Gene: Tsp42Ei
Product: Tetraspanin 42Ei
Exons: 6
Coding region: 149-835 (228 amino acids)
Cellular component (GO): plasma membrane
Source: RefSeq, a predicted model, not a curated record
UGAAACAGAGCAGUUUAAUAUUUCAAUAUUUUAGAAAAUAUUCAAAACAACAGCAGCCACAACAACAAAACAAAAACCUGAUCAAUUAUUUAAACAUUGUGUGUGAAAUUAUGAAAAUUAUUCUAAAUAAAUUGAAGAAAUAAACAAUAUGGGUCUGGGAGCUACUACAAUUAAACACAUUUUGUUGCUGUUGAAUUUUAUAUUUACGGUAUUGGGUUUGAUAUUGAUUGGAUUCGGUAUAUUCAUUUUAAUAAGCGGCGCAGAGAAUAAAAUCGAUCAUGGAGAAAAUGUGGCUGGUGGUGUCAUUAUUACACUUGGUGCCGUCAUAUUAAUUAUUACAAUAUUCGGAUGUUUGGCAGCCAUACACGAAUCGAAAAGGAAAUUAAUAAUUUAUGUUUUAGUGUUGACAGUAUUAAUAUUGAUACAAUUAUUAUUGACGAGCAUGGCAUCUCAUGGUACUCAAGACGGUUUAUCCGGCAGUGUUAAGCAGGGCUUUGACGAGCUGUGGUUGUUGGAAAACAAAGAACCGGGUGCAUUGGCCUAUUAUGAAGAUUGGUUACAAUGUUGUGGUGUCAAUAGUACGGAAGAUUAUCGGCAGAUUAAACAUGAAAUACCGAAAACAUGUUGCAAGGAACACAAUUGCGCCAUUACAGAAAAUCUCUAUAAAGAAGGUUGUCAAUUGAAAUUUGAGGAAUAUUUGUCCGACAAAAUGUUGACAUUUAGUAUUGUCAAUAGUUUGCUGAUAGUUGGAGAAAUUAUUGCAGCCAUAUUUGGUUGGCUUUUAUAUAGCAGCCUAAAAAAUGAAAGUCGACGUUCUAAUCUUCGUUGGAUGUAGUAAAUAUACAUAGUUUAAGAUAAAUGUUUUUAAUAUACGAUUAAAUUGUUAUUUUGAAUAAAAUAUAAAUAA